AUGGGCAGCCCAAGAAACUCAAGUUGUCGACAGAUCGCAGCUCUGCAGUCGGCGACCCAGUCCGAAGAGCUGCUGAGUCUCCAGGAGGAGAACUCUCAGUUGAAGGCCGAGGUGGAGCGAUGGACUAAGGCACUCGUCCAAGCAGAAGAAAAGAAUGGAGUAAAACAGGUGCCUCUCCCCGGCCGGAGUGCCGCUCCUGCUGCGUCUGUGACCGCCGCAGCUGCCCCGGCGGCAGCCCCUGCAACAAAGGCGCCCGCCGACACCAAACCCGCCAAAGAGGCCAAGACCGACAAGAAGAAGGCGGACAAGAAGGACGAGAAGAAGCCCAAAGCUGACGCGAAGGCGGCGAGUGGCGCGGGCGACGCCGACUCGGUGGAUAUCGGCCUGCUGGACCUGCGCGUGGGCCGCAUAGUGACCGCCGAGAAGCACCCGGACGCCGACAGUCUGUACGUGGAACAGGUGGACGUCGGCGAGACGGCGCCGCGCACCGUCGUCUCCGGCCUGGUGCGCUUCGUACCCGUGGAGCAGAUGCAGGACCGCAUGGCCGUGCUGCUCUGUAACCUCAAACCGGCCAAGAUGCGGGGAGUCACCUCUCAGGCGAUGGUGAUGUGCGCCAGCACCCCGGACAAGGUGGAGAUCCUGUCGCCGCCGGCCGGUGCGCAGCCCGGCGACCUGGUCACCUGCGAGGGCUUCGUGCGCCGCGCCGACGCACAGUUGAACCCCAAGAAGAAGAUCUUCGAGCAGGUGGCGCCCGACCUGAAGACGGACGCGGAGAAGCGCGCCACUUAUCGCGGGGUGGUCUGGGAGGUGGCGGGGAAGGGUGUCGUCACUGCCCAGACGCUCACCAACGUCAUUAUCAAAUAGAUAAUUUGUUGUGGAAUCGGGAAGUGCUGCUUUCUAUCGACUAUUUGGAUCCAUUGUGAGCUUUUGUUUUUUGUUACCAAUCUGAUGACACACUUGAACAGGUGGACAAUAAAAAGUAUGCACUACAUAUGCAUAGGA
Molecule: messenger RNA, 1002 nt
Organism: Amphibalanus amphitrite
Lineage: Eukaryota; Metazoa; Arthropoda; Thecostraca; Balanomorpha; Balanidae
Product: aminoacyl tRNA synthase complex-interacting multifunctional protein 1-like
Exons: 4
Coding region: 1-864 (287 amino acids)
Molecular function (GO): tRNA binding
Source: RefSeq, a predicted model, not a curated record